AUGAGUUCUUUGGAUGAAGAUGAAGAGGAUUUCGAAAUGCUGGACACGGAGAAUCUUCAGUUCAUGGGGAAGAAGUUAUUUGGUAAAAAGGUGGGUGAGGAUGAAAGCGACAAUGUUGUCAAUAGGGAGAGCAUCCCGACUAAUAAACUGAAAUUCUAUCCGUAUUCGAACAAUAAACUGACAAGGAGUACAGGAACUUUGAAUUUGUCAUUAAGUAAUACUGCCUUGUCGGAGGCUAACUCGAAGUUUCUUGGAAAAAUAGAAGAAGAAGAAGAAGAAGAGGAGGAAAAGGAAGAGGAAGAGGAAGAGGAAAGCGUGGAUUCUCGUAUUAACAGGUGGUCUCCUUUCAAUGAAAAUGAUAGUGUUAAUACUCCUGUUGCAAAGAGGUCCGUGGAUGGAACAAAUAGUCCCACCUCCCUUAGGCAGUGGAAUCAGCGGUGGUUUCCGAAAAAUCAUGCUCACAGUGAAAACACAUCCUCUUCCUCUUCGUAUAGCGUGGCUAAGCCAAACAUGUCUGCCUUCACGUCUUCGGGGCUCAUAUCCAAAAUGUCUAGAGAUUCUUCAUUAUACCCUGCGAAAUUAAGGAUACCAGAAACACCAGUGAAAAAAUCUCCCUUAGUGGAGGGAAGAGACAAUAAUCAUAUCCACCUUUCGAGUUCGAAAAUUGCAUCAUCUUCUAUGAGCGUUUCUCCCCUGAAUUUUAUAGAUGAUAAUAACCUACAUGAAGACCUUUUAUUUUCGGAUUCUCCAUCUACGAAAGCCUUACCUUCCAUUCAUGUGUCUGCUAUAGACUCAUCCCCACUGAGUGAGGCCAGAUAUUAUUCUCAUGACCGUCAUAACAAUCAGACCAAUAUUCUGUCUCCUACUACUAGCUUUGUCACAAAUAAUUCUCCUCAAACAUUGCAUUCCAACAAGUUCAAAAAAAUCAAGCGGGCAAGAAAUUCUGUUAUAUUGAAGAAUAGGGAGCUAACAAACAGUUUACAACAAUUCAAAGAUGACUUAUACGGUACUGAUGAAAAUCUCCCACCUCCCAUUAUAAUAUCAAGUCAUCAUACAACCAGAAAUAAUCCUCAACCAUCUCAAUUUCGUAGCCGUUAUGACAAUGAUAAUGACGAAGAAAUUUCUACUCCAACAAGACGAAAAUCUAUCAUGGGGGCAACACUCCAAGCACCGAGAGAAACUAAACCGUUAUCGUUAUCUUCUGUCAUAACAAAUACAUCAAAUGCCGAGACGCAUUCUAUUUCCUCCACAGAUUCUUCGCCUUUAAACUCCAAAAGACGUCUAAUAUCUUCCAACAAGCUUUCUGCAAAUCCAGAUUCGCACCUUUUCGAGAAAUUUACAAAUGUACAUUCUAUUGGUAAGGGGCAAUUUUCCACAGUAUACCAAGUUACGUUUGCUCAAACAAAUAAAAAAUAUGCCAUUAAAGCCAUUAAGCCAAACAAAUAUAAUUCCUUAAAACGCAUCUUACUUGAAAUCAAAAUACUAAAUGAGGUGACGAAUCAAAUUACAAUGGAUCAAGAAGGUAAAGAAUACAUCAUUGACUAUAUUAGUUCGUGGAAGUUUCAGAGUUCUUACUAUAUUAUGACACAGUUGUGCGAAAAUGGUAAUUUAGAUGGUUUUUUACAAGAACAAGUUAUCGCAAAGAAAAAAAGACUGGAAGACUGGAGAAUUUGGAAAAUUAUAGUCGAGAUAAGCCUGGCUUUGCGGUUUAUUCAUGAAUCCUGUCAUAUUGUCCACUUAGAUUUGAAACCUGCUAACGUCAUGAUCACGUUCGAAGGAAAUUUGAAACUAGGUGACUUCGGAAUGGCUACCCAUCUACCUUUGGAAGAUGAGAGUUUCGAAAACGAAGGUGAUAGAGAGUAUAUCGCACCGGAGAUUAUUUCAGAUUGUAUCUAUGAUUACAGGGCAGACAUUUUUUCUCUGGGUCUAAUGAUCGUUGAAAUUGCGGCCAAUGUUGUGUUACCAGAUAAUGGUAAUGCUUGGCAUAAGUUGAGAUCGGGAGACUUAUCAGAUGCAGGGAGAUUAAGUUCCACGGAUAUUCAUUCCGAAUCACUGUUUUCAGAUACCACGAAAGUGGAUACCAAUGAUUUGUUCGAUUUUGAAAGAGAGAAGGUUAACAAUAAUAAUAACAACCCUGCCUCCAAUACUGCUUACAGUAAUGGCAAUAAUGAUAAUCCUGACAGCAAUAACAAUAGCAAUGAUAAUAGUAAUUCUGCAGGAAGUACAAAAAAUCGUCUUGUUUUGCAUAAAAGCUCUAAAAUUCCAGCAUGGGUGCCGAAAUUUCUCAUUGAUGGUGAGUCACUUGAGAGAAUAGUACGAUGGAUGAUAGAGCCCAAUUAUGAGAGAAGGCCUACAGCAAAUCAAAUUUUACAAACUGAAGAAUGCUUGUACGUAGAAAUGACUCGUAGUGCAGGUGCCAUUAUUCAGGAAGACGAUUUUGGGCCCAAGCCAAAGUUUUUCAUAUGA
Molecule: messenger RNA, 2466 nt
Organism: Saccharomyces mikatae IFO 1815
Lineage: Eukaryota; Fungi; Ascomycota; Saccharomycetes; Saccharomycetales; Saccharomycetaceae
Gene: SWE1
Product: tyrosine protein kinase SWE1
Exons: 1
Coding region: 1-2466 (821 amino acids)
Biological process (GO): protein phosphorylation
Molecular function (GO): protein kinase activity; ATP binding
Source: RefSeq, a predicted model, not a curated record